GGCGGAGCGCCCUCCAGCCCGGCCUAGCCAUGGCGGACGUGACCGCCCGGAGCCUGCAGUACGAGUACAAGGCGAACUCUAACCUUGUCCUCCAAGCCGAUCGCUCGCUGAUCGACCGGACCCGUCGGGAUGAGCCGACGGGAGAAGUCCUGUCCUUGGUGGGCAAACUGGACGGCACCCGCAUGGGGGACAAGGCCCAGAGGACCAAACCCCAGAUGCAGGAGGAGAGACGGGCAAAGAGAAGGAAGCGUGACGAGGACAGGCAUGACAUCAACAAGAUGAAGGGUUACACCUUGCUCUCUGAGGGCAUCGACGAGAUGGUGGGCAUCAUCUACAAACCCAAAACCAAGGAGACCCGCGAGACCUACGAGGUGUUGCUGAGCUUCAUUCAGGCGGCUCUCGGGGACCAGCCGCGUGACAUCCUCUGCGGAGCCGCUGAUGAGGUCCUGGCGGUACUGAAGAACGAGAAGCUGCGUGAUAAAGAGAGGCGGAAGGAGAUCGAUCUGCUGCUGGGACAGACCGAUGAUACCCGCUACCACGUGCUGGUGAACCUAGGAAAGAAGAUCACGGAUUACGGUGGAGACAAGGAAAUCCAGAACAUGGAUGACAAUAUUGAUGAGACGUACGGGGUGAACGUGCAGUUCGAGUCCGAUGAGGAGGAAGGUGAUGAGGACAUUUACGGUGAAGUGCGUGAUGAGGCGUCUGAUGAUGACAUGGAGGGAGAUGAAGCCGUUGUUCGUUGCACCCUCUCGGCCAACCUUGUGGCUUCGGGUGAGCUGAUGAGUUCAAAGAAGAAGGAUCUGCAUCCUCGAGACAUCGACGCCUUUUGGCUUCAGCGGCAGCUGAGCCGUUUCUACGAUGAUGCCAUUGUUUCUCAGAAGAAGGCGGACGAAGUGCUGGAGAUCUUGAAGACUGCAAGUGAUGACCGGGAAUGUGAGAACCAACUUGUUCUGCUCUUGGGCUUUAACACUUUCGACUUCAUUAAAGUCCUGCGGCAGCACCGUAUGAUGAUCCUGUACUGCACUUUGCUGGCCAGUGCACAAAGUGAAGCUGAAAAAGAAAGGAUAAUGGGGAAGAUGGAAGCGGAUCCCGAGCUGUCGAAGUUCCUGUAUCAGCUGCAUGAGACAGAGAAGGAGGAUCUCAUUCGGGAGGAACGCUCUCGCCGGGAGCGUGUUCGUCAGUCCCGGAUGGAUACUGACUUGGAGACCAUGGAUCUGGACCAAGGAGGAGAGCAAUUGGUUUCUGUGGAAAAGUUGCCCAAAUACGCCCAGGCUGGAUUCGAGGGAUUUAAAACGCUGAACCGUAUUCAGAGCAAACUCUACCGCGCAGCACUGGAGUCGGAUGAGAACUUGCUGCUGUGUGCUCCCACGGGCGCUGGGAAGACAAACGUGGCGCUCAUGUGCAUGUUGCGAGAAAUAGGGAAACACAUUAAUAUCGAUGGAACCAUCAACGUGGACGAUUUCAAGAUUAUCUACAUCGCGCCCAUGAGGUCCUUGGUGCAGGAGAUGGUGGGCAGCUUCGGGAAGCGCCUGGCGACUUACGGCAUCAACGUGGCUGAGCUGACGGGGGAUCACCAGCUGUGCAAGGAGGAAAUCAGCGCUACCCAGAUCAUCGUCUGCACCCCGGAGAAGUGGGACAUCAUCACCCGCAAGGGAGGAGAACGCACCUAUACCCAGUUGGUGCGACUGGUCAUCCUGGAUGAGAUACACCUGCUGCAUGAUGACCGAGGACCCGUCCUGGAGUCUUUGGUAGCCAGAGCCAUCCGCAACAUCGAGAUGACUCAGGAGGACGUGAGGCUCGUUGGUUUGAGUGCCACCCUCCCCAACUAUGAGGACGUGGCUACCUUCCUGAGAGUGGACCCGGCCAAAGGCUUGUUCUAUUUUGAUAACAGCUUCCGACCGGUGCCCCUCGAGCAGACCUAUGUGGGUAUUACAGAGAAGAAAGCAAUCAAACGCUUCCAGAUAAUGAAUGAAAUUGUUUAUGAGAAGAUUAUGGAGCAUGCUGGAAAGAACCAGGUGCUGGUGUUCGUUCACUCCAGAAAGGAGACCGGGAAGACUGCCCGGGCCAUCAGGGACAUGUGCCUGGAGAAAGAUACUCUGGGCCUCUUCUUGCGGGAGGGCUCAGCCUCCACCGAGGUCCUGAGGACCGAAGCGGAGCAGUGCAAGAACCUGGAGCUGAAGGACCUCCUUCCUUACGGCUUUGCCAUUCACCACGCUGGGAUGACGCGCGUGGACCGGACGCUGGUGGAGGAUCUGUUUGCUGACAAACACAUUCAGGUGCUGGUCUCCACAGCCACGCUGGCCUGGGGUGUAAACCUCCCUGCUCACACCGUCAUCAUCAAGGGGACGCAGGUGUACAGCCCCGAGAAGGGGCGCUGGACCGAGCUGGGUGCUCUGGACAUCCUCCAGAUGCUGGGGCGUGCCGGGAGGCCUCAGUACGAUACCAAAGGAGAGGGAAUCCUCAUCACAUCCCACGGCGAGCUGCAGUAUUAUCUGUCCCUGCUCAACCAGCAGCUCCCCAUUGAAAGUCAGAUGGUGUCGAAGCUCCCAGACAUGCUGAAUGCAGAGACCGUGCUCGGGAAUGUCCAGAACGCAAAGGAUGCAGUGAAUUGGCUGGGCUACACCUACCUGUACAUCCGAAUGCUGCGCUCCCCUACUCUCUACGGGAUAUCCCACGAUGAUCUGAAGGGGGAUCCGCUGCUGGACCAGCGCCGCCUGGAUCUGGUUCACACUGCAGCCCUCAUGUUAGACAAGAACAACCUGGUGAAGUACGACAAGAAGACGGGGAACUUCCAGGUGACAGAGCUGGGCCGCAUCGCCAGCCACUACUACAUCACCAACGAGACGAUGCAAACUUACAAUCAGCUCCUGAAACCCACCCUGAGUGAAAUCGAGCUGUUUCGGGUCUUCUCGCUGUCAUCGGAGUUCAGGAACAUCACUGUGAGGGAGGAGGAGAAGCUGGAGCUUCAAAAGUUGCUGGAGCGAGUUCCCAUCCCGGUGAAGGAGAGCAUAGAGGAGCCCAGCGCCAAGAUCAACGUGCUCCUCCAGGCUUUCAUCUCCCAGCUGAAGCUGGAAGGAUUUGCUCUCAUGGCAGACAUGGUGUACGUUACGCAGUCUGCUGGGCGGCUGAUGCGUGCCAUCUUCGAGAUCGUCCUGAACCGUGGCUGGGCCCAGCUCACCGACAAGACCCUUAACCUCUGCAAGAUGAUUGACAAACGGAUGUGGCAGUCCAUGUGCCCUUUGCGACAGUUCAAGAAACUGCCUGAAGAAGUGGUGAAGAAAAUCGAGAAGAAGAACUUCCCGUUUGAACGGCUCUACGACUUGAACCAUAACGAAAUAGGGGAACUGAUCCGAAUGCCCAAGAUGGGCAAGACAAUCCACAAAUACGUUCAUCUGUUUCCAAAGCUGGAGCUCUCCGUCCACUUGCAGCCUAUUACCCGUUCCACCCUGAAAGUAGAGCUCACCAUUGCCCCUGACUUCCAGUGGGAUGAAAAGGUACACGGUUCGUCCGAAGCUUUCUGGAUCCUGGUGGAGGAUGUGGAAAGCGAAGUCAUCCUGCACCACGAGUACUUCCUGCUGUAAGCCAAGUACGCCCUCGUCCCUUUCUUCGUGCCGGUGUGCGAGCCGCUGCCCCCGCAGUACUUCAUCCGGGUGGUCUCCGACCGCUGGCUCUCCUGUGAGACCCAGCUGCCGGUUUCCUUCCGCCACCUGAUCCUCCCUGAGAAGUAUCCUCCGCCAACCGAGCUGCUGGAUCUGCAACCGCUGCCCGUGUCAGCUCUGCGAAACAGCGCCUUCGAGAGCCUCUACCAGGACAAGUUCCCUUUCUUCAACCCGAUCCAGACUCAGGUGUUUAACACGGUUUAUAACAGCGACGACAACGUGUUUGUGGGCGCCCCCACGGGAAGCGGAAAGACCAUUUGUGCUGAAUUUGCCAUCCUGAGGAUGUUGCUCCAGAACUCGGAGGGACGUUGUGUGUACAUCACCCCCAUGGAGGCCCUGGCAGAGCAGGUCUUCUUAGAUUGGUACGAAAAGUUCCAGGAGCGGCUCAAUAAGAAAGUGGUCCUGCUGACGGGGGAGACCAGCACCGACCUGAAGCUGCUGGGUAAAGGGAACAUCAUCAUCAGCACCCCUGAGAAAUGGGACAUCCUCUCGCGACGCUGGAAGCAACGCAAGAACGUGCAGAACGUCAACCUCUUCAUCGUGGACGAAGUGCAUCUCAUCGGGGGUGAAAAUGGGCCGGUGCUGGAGGUCAUCUGCUCCCGCAUGCGUUACAUCUCCUCCCAAAUCGAGCGACCCAUCCGCAUCGUGGCCCUCAGCUCAUCCCUGUCCAACGCCAAGGACGUGGCUCACUGGCUGGGCUGCAGCGCCACCUCCACCUUCAACUUCCACCCCAACGUCCGCCCCGUGCCCCUGGAGCUGCACAUUCAGGGCUUCAACAUCAGCCACACGCAGACUCGUCUGCUCUCCAUGGCCAAGCCUGUCUACCAUGCCAUCAUGAAGCACUCGCCCAAAAAGCCGGUCAUCGUCUUUGUCCCAUCCCGCAAGCAGACGCGGCUCACGGCCAUCAACAUCCUCACCACCUGUGCCUCGGAUGUCCAGAGGCAAAGGUUCCUGCACUGCGCAGAGAAGGAUCUGGUACCGUACCUGGACAAACUGAACGACAACACGCUGAAGGAGACGCUCGUGAACGGGGUGGGCUACCUGCACGAGGGGCUGACCGCCAUGGAACGGCGAGUGGUGGAGCAGCUGUUCAGCUCCGGUGCAGUUCAGGUGAUGGUUGCCUCCCGCAGCCUCUGCUGGGGUAUGAACAUCGCCGCUCACCUGGUGAUCAUCAUGGACACGCAGUACUACAAUGGCAAGAUCCACGCGUACGUGGAUUAUCCCAUCUACGACGUGCUGCAGAUGGUGGGCCAUGCUAAUCGCCCGCUGCAGGACGACGAGGGCCGUUGUGUUAUCAUGUGUCAGGGAUCCAAGAAGGAUUUCUUCAAGAAAUUCCUCUACGAGCCCCUGCCGGUGGAAUCGCACUUGGACCACUGCAUGCACGAUCAUUUCAAUGCUGAGAUUGUCACCAAGACCAUCGAAAACAAGCAGGAUGCGGUGGACUACCUCACUUGGACAUUCCUGUAUCGCAGGAUGACGCAGAAUCCAAACUACUACAACCUGCAAGGUGUGUCCCACAGGCAUCUCUCGGAUCAUCUCUCCGAGCUGGUGGAACAGACCCUCAGCGACCUGGAGCAGUCCAAGUGCAUCAGCAUUGAGGACGAGAUGGACGUGGCUCCUCUGAACUUGGGGAUGAUCGCUGCCUACUACUACAUCAACUACACCACCAUCGAGCUCUUCAGCAUGUCCCUCAACGCCAAGACCAAGGUGCGAGGGCUGAUUGAAAUCAUCUCCAACGCUGCCGAGUACGAGAACAUCCCCAUCAGGCACCAUGAGGACAAUUUGCUGCGGCAGCUGGCCCAAAAAGUUCCCCACAAGCUGACCAACCCCAAAUUCAACGAUCCCCACGUCAAGACCAACCUCCUGCUGCAGGCUCACUUGUCGCGCAUGCAGCUGAGCGCCGAGCUGCAGUCGGACACCGAGGAAAUCCUCAGCAAGGCGAUCCGGCUGAUCCAGGCCUGCGUGGACGUGCUUUCCAGCAGCUGCUGGCUCAGCCCCGCGCUGGCCGCCAUGGAGCUGGCGCAGAUGGUGACGCAGGCCAUGUGGUCGAAGGAUUCCUACCUCAAGCAGCUGCCCCACUUCACCUCGGAGCACAUCAAGCGCUGCACAGACAAGGGGGUGGAAAGUGUCUUCGACAUCAUGGAGAUGGAGGAUGAGGACCGGAACGCCCUGCUGCAGCUCUCAGAUGCUCAGAUCGCCGACGUCGCUCGAUUCUGUAACCGUUACCCCAACAUCGAGCUCUCCUACGAGGUGGUGGAGAAGGAGAGCAUCCGCAGUGGGGGCCCCGUGGUGGUGCUGGUGCAGCUGGAGCGUGAAGAAGAGGUCACCGGGCCUGUCAUCGCUCCCCUUUUCCCCCAGAAACGCGAGGAGGGUUGGUGGGUGGUGAUCGGUGACUCCAAAUCCAACAGCCUCAUCUCCAUCAAGCGGUUGACGCUGCAGCAGAAAGCCAAGGUGAAGCUGGAUUUCGUGGCCCCGGCCACAGGGACACACAAUUACACGCUGUAUUUCAUGAGCGACGCCUACAUGGGCUGUGACCAGGAGUACAAAUUCAGUGUGGACGUGAAGGAGGCGGAAAGCGACAGUGACUCCGACUGA
Molecule: messenger RNA, 6254 nt
Organism: Charadrius vociferus (killdeer)
Lineage: Eukaryota; Metazoa; Chordata; Aves; Charadriiformes; Charadriidae
Gene: SNRNP200
Product: small nuclear ribonucleoprotein 200kDa (U5)
Exons: 45
Cellular component (GO): nucleus
Molecular function (GO): nucleic acid binding; ATP hydrolysis activity; ATP binding
Source: RefSeq, a predicted model, not a curated record